Guyanagaster necrorhizus is the source of this 656-nucleotide messenger RNA. RefSeq lists its product as uncharacterized. The transcript is spliced from 3 exons. The record is from RefSeq and is a predicted model, not a curated record. Lineage: Eukaryota; Fungi; Basidiomycota; Agaricomycetes; Agaricales; Physalacriaceae. Bases 377 to 589 code for a protein of 70 amino acids.
GCCAAAUGGUGAUCUCCAUGUAUAUUUCCGGAGUGCUGAAGUUGCGGACACGGUGAGUCAGUCAUCUUAGGCACCCACCCCUUCUUAGCAGGUUCCCUAUAUAGGUGUGUCGCCUUCGAGCCAAAGUGUAUAUAGCCGGCGUUGGCAGCGUUAAUCUGUCAUGGUACGCUGGCAAUAAACGCUGAUCAACAUAUCCACUCUCCAGUCCUGUUUUAGUGCCUUGAACCAUCUGUACAGCAACCUACCCCGAUUUCCCCUCACAUCUAAUUGGAUCUCAACUACGACCUCCUUUAGAGAUACGACCAUACAUCAUGAUCAAUUAUGCCCCAUUCUAUGAAUAUUGCCUGACGAACAACAUUAUGCCGCCACCUUAUAUAUGUCACUAUUCCCGGAAUCCAUAUUUAUCCUACUUUCGUGUGCUGCUUGUCAGCACAAGCUAGUAUACAGCCUAAUCAAUGAACGAACGUUGCAUCAGCAUCCCCACAUCUCUGUCAAUGUAGCACCACCCAUUCCUGAUGCAUGGACUUUUACACUACGAGUACAUAUACUUCAAUCUACCCUUCCACUCAUAUCUCGUUUUGUUGUUUGAGUUCGUUCGUGAUCGUCUGUACAUGUAUGUAUACUAGUUGUUCAAUAAGGAUACGGAUUCAUCUGCC